AUGAUAUACGGAACGUCGACAAAACUCCGGGAUCUACAGUUGAAAAUUAUAGACAACAUAAACAGUAAACCGGUAUCGAUCGUGUACCGCAACGAGCGCGUUCCCAACGUAUACGACCGCGUAUCCCGACCGUUAAAGUAUACAAAAGAUCCAGACGUCAUCGUCACCGAUAACAAACCCGAAAAAAUGGACACGUCCGAGCCGCGGACAUCGGAAAAGAUGGACACGUCCGAGCCUUCGGUUUUUUCUAACUUAGUUUUUAGACCCGAAGGCGAGGACGGCGAGUCUCUGCGCGUGAUCUCUAAACCGACGACGGCGUCCCGGCAAAAAGUCGUAGACGUAUGGAUGAAUCAGGUACGCGACGUCCAAUCGUUAUUGGACGAUCGCGAAUCGGAUCUCGAUGAAAACAUAUCUAGUGUACGUAAUAUAGAAAAACAGUUAAACCCUAUGAUCAGAGAUCGUGUCGAUUUACAGUUCGAAAAGAAUAAAAAUCUAGACAAAAUAAACGUCCAAUUACACGAUAACGUAAACGAAUCAUAUAUCGAAGAACGGUUACAGUUGCAGGCCGCCGAACUUUUGAAAAAGCACAAACGAGAGUUGGCCGAAAAUGAAUUAAAAAUACAACUAUUGGAAAAAAAGUUAAACGAAUCGAUAAAGAGUACGACGUCGUUCCGGAAGCAAAACAUUUCUUUAGAGCAGACGUUAAACGAACACGUAAUCGAAUCCAAUCAAAUAUUGAAGGACUUGCAAAAAAAACUAGACGAUCGCGAACAACGGAUAACGGACUUACGGUCUAAACUAAAAGAAACUUCGGUGAAUCUACACUCGUUGGAAAACAGUCGGGAAUUGAACGAAGUUGCCCUGGACUCUGAGUUGAUUGAUAAAAACAAAACUAUAAACGAAUUACGGCAUCGAUGUGAUUCGCUGAACCGGACAAUAGACUUGCAGAACAAUGAAACGCAAAUUUUAAUUGCUAAAAUAGAAGAAGAACAGCGUAAGAACAAAGCGCUUGCGACCAGGUUGAACGAAACUCGGAUCGAAAAAUCGGAAAUAGAACAACGUUCCGAAUACGAAUUGAAUCAAUUACGGGAACAAGAGCAGAUACUCAAAUCGCAAUUGAACGAUACGAAAACCCGUAUCGAUGUUUUGGACAAAGAAUUGCAGAAAUCUUCUGAAACUCAGUAUUCGGAACAACAGGCGGCGUUUGCGGUACAGUACGAAAGUCUAAAAAACAAAUACGAAUUGCAAGAAGCGCGGUUGAACAAUGAGAUACGGGAACACAUGCAACAAACCGAAAACGAAGUUCUGAAAAACACGAAAUAUAUAGAGGACCGUAUGAACAAAAAAAUAGAAGAUAUCACGUUACAGAAAGCCGAAUUGGAAUAUAAAUACGCUAUAGCGCUGCAGAAGAUAAAAGAAAACGAAAACUUGGAAGAAUAUCCGGCGGAAAAUGAACAAUUACGCGCCGUUAUUCGUGAAAAGGACCGAGACAUUGAAAACCUAAACAGUGCUUUAGCUGAAUUGAAAAACACCGUACGGGUUAUGAAUACCGACGACGUUUAUCAACAAACCGCGCCCGCGUUCGACGAAUCGAUUGACGUCACCGAACUUUUAUCAAAAUCGCACGAACAAUCGGAACCGACCUCGUCGUCGAAAACCAAAAAAUAUACUAAAAAUCGAAAAUCUCCGUACGUUGUUGUGGAAUCGAAAACAAAACAUGCGCCGACCGCCGUUUCUAACAAACCGUCGAACCGCGAUGGAGACGCGCGACGUAUAUUGCAACAGACCGUAGAUGCGGUCGUCGAAACGGCGCGUACGUCUACGGACGACGGCGAGAUCCAUUUGUACACGGAAACCAAUCCGAUUUCCGUAAACGCAUUGAGAACGCUCGUAAAUAAAUUAUGGACGUACGUACAGGGUUUCGAUCGCGCUACAGACGCUUAUGACAUAAAACGCGAACACGCUGUGAGUUUAAUCAAAUUUAACGAUUUUAAAACAUCGAAUCCAUCGUCCGAAGAAAUUAAUAAUUUCGAACCUACCAUGUUAUUUGAUAACAUGAACAAUGGUGUAUUCGCUUCGACACAAACCCUGUUCGUUAUAAGUCAACACUGGUUGUAUUACGAACCGACGGCUCAGUUUAUACACGCGUGUUACGAGAAAGCGUGUUGGUUCGUUUUGUCCGCGAGUUCGAUCGAUAUGACGGUGAAUCUGAGAGUCGUUUAA
This is a messenger RNA of Rhopalosiphum maidis (corn leaf aphid), 2223 nucleotides long. RefSeq names its product myosin heavy chain, cardiac muscle isoform-like. The transcript is spliced from 2 exons. The record is from RefSeq and is a predicted model, not a curated record. NCBI's taxonomy places the organism in Eukaryota, Metazoa, Arthropoda, Insecta, Hemiptera, Aphididae. Bases 1 to 2223 code for a protein of 740 amino acids.